UAUAAGAAAUGGGCUGAUUUUAAGUUUUAACUAAAUGAAUAAACGGUGCUCGACCCAACUGGCCGAGUAACCUAAUUUAAAACCCUAAACGACCUCUUUCGUCUUCUACCAGCUCAUAUCGCAUUCUAGUUGCAGAGGCCGUCAUCGAAUCCAGAGGAGCAAGAUGAGUCGUGGAGCAGGAGGUGCGGGAGCCAAGGGCGGAAAGAAGAAGACAUCGACGUUUGUGAUUGAUUGUGGAAAGCCUGUUGAAGACAAGAUUAUGGAGAUUGCAUCACUUGAGAAGUUUCUUCAGGAGAGAAUCAAGGUCGGCGGCAAGGCCGGUAACCUCGGUGACUCUGUUACCAUUUCACGCGAAAAGAACAAGAUCUCCGUCACCUCCGAUAGCAACUUCUCCAAAAGGUAUCUUAAAUAUCUAACGAAGAAAUACUUGAAGAAACACAAUGUGAGAGAUUGGCUCCGAGUGAUUGCAUCCAACAAAGAUCGCAAUGUGUAUGAGUUGAGGUACUUCAACAUUGCUGAGAAUGAGGGUGAAGAGGAAGACUGAGCAGAUCAGACAAGUCGAUUUUGCUUUUAUGUUUGUUUUUUUUGGCUUUUUAAAUUUGUUAUGCCAGACAUUUUUCUUUGUUGACCAGUCCAGAACUGUAUUGUAGUAGAGAUUUGAGUUAUUAUGCCUUUUCACUUGUCUUGAUUACACCUCAA
This is a messenger RNA of Lactuca sativa (garden lettuce), 699 nucleotides long. Its product is annotated as large ribosomal subunit protein eL22z. Gene Ontology annotation, biological process: cytoplasmic translation. The record is from RefSeq and is a predicted model, not a curated record. Gene Ontology annotation, molecular function: structural constituent of ribosome; RNA binding. Gene Ontology annotation, cellular component: ribosome. NCBI's taxonomy places the organism in Eukaryota, Viridiplantae, Streptophyta, Magnoliopsida, Asterales, Asteraceae.